AUCCAAUAUAUCUGAAUCGCUGGUCUGCUCGAAAGCGCUGGGAAGUCAUGCAGGCGUGAUUGCAAAAAUGUAGACCAUUGGUGUCUGCUAUUUACGAUAGGAGCUUGAAGCAGCUUAGCGUUAAAGGAUUCAUAGCUCAAAAGCACUCAAGCACAGCUGAGAGCAUCUUAUUUUGAGAAAUGCCGAAGAAUAAAGGAAAGGGAGGAAAGAACAGACGGCGUGGUAAAAACGAGAGUGAGGAGAAGCGUGAGCUGAUCUUCAAGGAAGAUGGCCAAGAGUACGCGCAGGUGUUGCGCAUGCUCGGGAACGGCCGUUUGGAGGCAAUGUGUAUUGACAGCACCAAGCGGCUUUGCCACAUCAGAGGCAAGAUGCGGAAGAAAGUCUGGGUGAACACGGGAGACAUCAUCCUUGUUGGUCUGCGGGACUACCAGGAUGAAAAGGCUGAUGUCAUACUCAAGUACAUGGCUGAUGAGGCACGUAGCUUGAAGGCCUAUGGGGAACUGCCUGACAGCAUUCGUGUCAAUGAGACGGACACAUUCGCCGACGAGGACGGUGCAAACGACGAGUACUUUGAUUUCGAGGACAUCUCUGAGAUUUGAGGAGCUGGCUUCCCAAAUGUGGAGAGGGAGUGUGGAAGGUAGUUCAUGGGACACCACCAGGCACUGGCAGGCUGCUGUUCUGUCUGUGCUUGGGGCUUAAAUCUGCGGGGGACUUCAGGAUUCACAGGAGCGCAAGGGCACAUAACAAGAAUACAGUACAUUGACUGGAUAAACUGGUUGGCCAGGAUGGCGUCGGCCGUGUUGCCGCGUCUUUGCAUUCUGCAAGCACUGCUGCUAUAAGAGCCCCUCAGGAACCUUGCAGUAAAAGUAAGAUUAAGGGAUUGCCAGUGUUGGCCGCAAAGUCGCGCCAAAUCUAGCUUCAUGCAUCUGAUGCUGGGUCAAGAACCUUGCGAAUUGCAGCUUGAAGCUCAUAAGACAUUCAAAGUAGAUUUGGAAAUCUGAAUGAGCCCCUGCCUGCAGCUGCGCAUCAGCUGCUGUUCGCACUUGCCUGGUCAGUGACUGUCGACAAUUUGUUGACUCAACAGUGAUGCGUAUCCUAAAAAAGAUGUCAAAUUUCUGAGUGAUUGCCUGCCAGUCGAUAGCUUGAAACAGUUUGUCAUGUCACAUUAAUUUACCAUGAUGGCGA
This is a messenger RNA of Coccomyxa subellipsoidea C-169, 1185 nucleotides long. Its product is annotated as nucleic acid-binding protein. Bases 180 to 599 code for a protein of 139 amino acids. The record is from RefSeq and is a predicted model, not a curated record. Gene Ontology annotation, cellular component: cytoplasm. Gene Ontology annotation, biological process: translational initiation. Gene Ontology annotation, molecular function: translation initiation factor activity; RNA binding. Lineage: Eukaryota; Viridiplantae; Chlorophyta; Trebouxiophyceae; Coccomyxaceae. The transcript has 8 exons.